CACGCGCGUCUCCGCGCUCCGCAACAGGUGACUCGUGGAUGCCAGCAUGAAGGGCCGCCACCAGUUCCGGCGCAGGUUCAGCCUGCAGCCCUCCUUCAUGAAGGAGGAACCGGAUGAGGAGAGGAGACCGCAUAGAACUGAAAGAACGGACACAAUCGCUAGCAGCACAAACCUAGUGAAUAGCGCGGUUAGACACAAAAUAGUGGUGCUCGGCGCGGCAAAAGUCGGCAAAUCGUCGCUAAUAACCCAGUUCCUUUACAACACAUUCUCCCCUAAAUACAAGAGGACGAUUGAGGAGAUGCACCACGGAGAUUUCAACGUCGCAGGCGUUAGACUAACCCUAGAUAUCCUAGACACGUCUGGGGCCUACGAGUUUCCUGCCAUGAGGGUGCUGUCCAUGCAGUCAGCUGAUGCCUUUAUCCUGGUGUAUGAUAUAACGGACGCGGAAAGUUUUGCUGAAGUGAGAACACUCAGGGAUCAGAUACAUGAGACAAAAGAGAGCACGGCAGUUCCAAUAGUAGUGGUCGGCAAUAAAGUGGACUUAGCUGAACAGGGAGAGAGACAGGUGGAGUUCCACACGACGGAGUCAGUGGUCACGGUGGACUGGGAGAACGGCUUCGUGGAGGCAUCCGCGAAAGAAAACAUAAACGUUUCCCAGAUCUUCAAAGAGCUGCUGGUCCAGGCCAAAGUGAAGUACAACCUGUCCCCCGCGCUGCGGCGCCGGCGGCGGCAGUCCCUCCCCACGGGGCCCCAGGGUCCACCGGGCUCCGCCCCAUCACCAUCAGCCUCCACCCAGCCCCACGUCCCAUCAGCCGCCCAGCUCGCCCACCUCCAGCAGAUCAGGGAACGGCACGCGAACAGCAAAAGAAACUCGUGCGUCAUCUCCUAAGCUAUACGCAAUAACAAAUUUUGUCUUCCUAUACUGUAAUUUUGUAUUACUUUAACCUCCGUGUAGAUAUUCGGUGUUUGAGAUACAGGUUUAUACUAUUCGUUCCCUUCCAUGUAUAGCGUAUA
Aricia agestis (brown argus) is the source of this 1014-nucleotide messenger RNA. RefSeq names its product ras-related protein Rap-2b. Gene Ontology annotation, molecular function: GTPase activity; GTP binding. Bases 47 to 889 code for a protein of 280 amino acids. The record is from RefSeq and is a predicted model, not a curated record. NCBI's taxonomy places the organism in Eukaryota, Metazoa, Arthropoda, Insecta, Lepidoptera, Lycaenidae. The transcript has 3 exons.